This is a messenger RNA of Stylonychia lemnae, 1953 nucleotides long. The record is from the annotation of a GenBank genome assembly. Lineage: Eukaryota; Ciliophora; Spirotrichea; Sporadotrichida; Oxytrichidae.
AUGUUAAAGUCAGUCCUCAAUAAGCAGACCACCCUCGUUGGGAAAAAUCUCAUUCAUCAAGCUCAAAGACAAUUCGCCGUUAUCGGUAUUGAUUUGGGAACAACCAACUCUUGCGUUGCCAUUAUGGAAGGAAACAAUCCAAAGGUUAUUGAAAAUGCAGAAGGUCAGAGAACUACUCCAUCAACUGUAGCCUUCACUGAAGACGGUCAAAGACUCGUCGGUGUCCCAGCAAAGAGACAAGCUGUUACUAACCCAGAGAACACAGUCUUUGCUUCAAAAAGACUCAUUGGUAGAAGAUUCGAAGACCCCAACACUCAAAAAGAUCUUAAGCAUCUUCCAUAUAAGGUAGUCAGGGCAGGCAACGGUGAUGCCUGGAUUGAGGCCAGAGGUCAACAAUACUCACCAUCAUAAAUCGGUGCUUUCGUUUUAAUGAAGAUGAAGGAGACUGCUGAAGCUUAUCUUGGUAAGUCAGUGAAAGAAGCUGUCGUUACCGUACCAGCUUAUUUCAAUGAUUCACAAAGACAAGCAACUAAAGAUGCUGGUAAGAUCGCAAAUCUUGAGGUAAAGAGAAUUAUUAACGAGCCAACCGCUGCUGCUCUUGCCUUUGGUUUAGAUAAGACUGAUGGAAAAGUUAUUGCAGUAUACGAUUUAGGUGGUGGCACCUUUGAUAUCUCACUUCUCGAAAUUUCUGGAGGUGUUUUCGAAGUAAAAGCAACCAAUGGAGAUACCUCACUAGGAGGAGAAGAUUUUGAUCUUUCUGUAUAAAACUUCCUCAUUGGAGAGUUCAAGAAACAAUACAAUAUGGAUAUCUCAAAGGAUAAAUUAGCAUUACAAAGAAUUAGAGAAGCCGCUGAGAAGGCAAAGAUCGAACUUUCAUCAACAGCUCAAACUGAAGUCAACCUUCCUUAUCUCUCAGCUGAUGCUACUGGACCCAAGCAUUUGCAAGUCACAAUUACCAGAGCAAAGCUCGAAUAAUUAGUAGACUCACUUAUCUCAAGAACUAUUAAGCCACUCGAAUCAUGUCUUAAGGAUUCAGGUUUAACCAAAGAUAAAAUUGACGAGGUUCUAUUGGUUGGAGGUAUGACCAGAAUGCCAAAGGUUCAAGAGACUGUUAAGGCUUUCUUCCAAAAAUCACCAAACAGAGGAGUCAAUCCAGAUGAGGCCGUUGCUAUUGGUGCUGCAAUUCAAGGUGCCGUUUUAACUGGUGAGGUUAAGGAUAUUCUCUUAUUGGAUGUUACCCCACUUUCCCUCGGUCUUGAGACUCUUGGAGGUGUCAUGACUAAAUUGAUUCAAAGAAAUACAACCAUCCCAACCAAGAAGUCCCAAGUUUUCUCUACUGCUGCUGAUAAUCAAACCAAGGUCUCAAUCAAGGUUUACCAAGGAGAGAGAGAAAUGGCUGCUGAUAACAAAUAUCUAGGAGAAUUCGAGCUCGGAGGUAUUCCAAUGGCACCAAGAGGUCACCCAUAAAUUGAAGUCUCAUUUGAUAUCGAUGCCAACGGUAUCAUGAAUGUCUCAGCCAAGGAUAAGAGUACCGGAAAGGCUCAAUCAAUUACCAUUAGAUCAAGUGGUGGUCUUUCAGACUCAGAUAUUGACAGAAUGGUUAAGGAAGCUGAAAACCUAAGAGAAUCAGAUAAAAAGAAGAGAGAAGUUAUUGAUCUUAAAAACGAGUCAGAUACUAUGAUCUAUAACACAGACAAGCAACUACAAGAACACUCUGCUAGAAUUCCAGAUUCAGUUAAAGAACAAGUUAGAGGAGAUAUAACCUCACUCAAUGAAGCAAUCACCACUGAUGAUUCUAACAAAAUUAGAGAAGCCCUUGAGAGACUCAAGAACUCUUCAAUGGAGAUCGGAAAGGCAAUCUAUGCCAACGUUGACAGCAACCAACAACAAGAAUAGCAAUAGCAAGAAUAACAACAACAAACUACUGAAGAAAAUAAAGAUUAGAAAUAAUGA